Funneliformis mosseae is the source of this 198-nucleotide messenger RNA. The record is from the annotation of a GenBank genome assembly. NCBI's taxonomy places the organism in Eukaryota, Fungi, Glomeromycota, Glomeromycetes, Glomerales, Glomeraceae.
AUGAUUACUGAUUCUUUAGAACAAUUGUCAAUUUCUGAGAAAAAGAUAAUAAUAUCAGAUAUAUCCGAUGACACUUCAAAUUCUGAUGAUAUUUUCACAAAAGAAAUUUCGCCACCUAAUAAGAGUCAACCCGAUAAGGAGGAAGCUAUUACUCCUGACCCUAUAACCAGAAUAGAAUAUAGCUCAACUCAGGUCUAA